GUUUGUUUGCUCUGUAGCCUCUAGGUAAAAUCCAAGAUGGCUACCUGCUUAUGUAACGACAUAAAAUUACAUUCCGUACAAGACUAAUAAAUGAAAAAUACUUUGUAAAGUUCGUAUGAAAUAACUCUUUUUCUUGUUUUGCUGACUGUAGUAAUACGAAUUCUGAAAUUAUUGAUAUCGUUGGAAUUUUUAUUUUUCCAAGAUGUAUGGCCUUUCUAAUAAAUGAUGUUUGGUUUGGAUCACAUCACAUAUGACAUAAAAUUGUGGCAAUCUUAGAGCAAUAUUUCAGCGAGAUACUAUGAAUGAUGAGGAGGCAUUAAGCGCUUUUCAGACCUACCUUGGCGAAAAACAUGAGCGAGAAAUCAUCGGCAUUCUGCUUUUCGAAGAUGCUGACGCUUGUUAUUCAGUAGUUGUCAACUGUCUGGAACUUUUCGAUGCUAACAUUGAACUAAGCGAAUGUCUAGUCGUUAAUCCUAAAAAGUUGCUACCACUGUUCCAUAGAGCAUUGAGAGACUGCGAAAAAUCAAUUUAUGGAGUACAUAGUCUGGCGGAAAAGAUGAAAAUUAAGAAAAAUGCUUUUGUUCGACUUUCAAAUUUACCAACAUGCCCUGAACUUUCACGAAAAACAAUACCCAGGUCAACUGACAUCGGCAAGCUUUUAUCAUUCACCGGAACUGUUGUUCGAGUAACUAGUGCAAAGUUGGUUGAAUGGGAAAAAGAAUUCAAGUGUGUCAAAUGCAAAUUUGUCUUCAAAGAAAAGGGAGAUUUUGAGAAAAAUUACUCAGUCAACAAGCCAACACAUUGUCCAGCAACUGAUGGCUGCUCAUCCAACAAAUUCACUUUGUUAUCAAAAUCAGAAAUAAGACCAGAUAGUUGUCAAGAUUAUCAAGAAAUCAAAGUGCAAGAAUUGAUUCAAGAUCUUGGAGUUGGAGCAAUUCCGAGAAGUAUGUGGAUUGUUCUUGAACAUGAUCUUGUAGACAGUUGUAAACCUGGUGCUGACGUCACUAUAUCGGGUGUUGUAAUGAGCAGAUGGAAAUCGGUAAAAAUUGAUGUAAAGUGUGAUGUUGACGUUGUUCUUCAUGCAAAUCAUGUACACGUUCAUAAUGACCAGAAUGGUGAUGCUAUCAUCACAGAAGAACUUCGUAAUGAGUUCCAGAACUUUUGGAAAGAACAUGAGAAUAAUCCCCUAGAGGGUCGUAACCAUAUCAUUGCCUCUAUGUGUCCUCAAAUAUUUGGAUGUUAUGUAGUUAAACUUGCUGUUACUCUUGUUUUGAUUGGUGGAGUAAGAAGAAUCAAUGAAACUGAAACAAAAGUAAGAGGAGAAUCGCAUUUACUCCUCGUAGGGGAUCCCGGUACGGCUAAAUCGCAGUUUUUAAAAUUUGCGGCGAAAAUCGUCCCAAGAUCAGUAUUAACAACUGGUAUUGGUUCAACAAGUGCUGGGCUUACAGUAACUGCUAUAAAAGAUGGAGCUGAAUGGCAGCUCGAGGCUGGAGCGUUAGUUCUAGCUGAUGGAGGAUUGUGUUGUAUUGACGAGUUCAGUUCGAUCAAGGAACAUGACCGAAUAAGCAUACACGAAGCGAUGGAACAACAGACAAUAAGCGUUGCUAAAGCUGGAAUCGUUUGUAAACUCAACUCGAGAACCACAAUUCUUGCUGCAACAAAUCCCAAAGGAAAAUACGAUCCAGAACUAAGUCUUAGUGUUAAUACAGCCAUCGGAAGUCCUUUGCUAAGUCGAUUUGAUUUGGUUUUAGUCUUGGAAGAUACUUAUACUCAGGAAUGGGAUAGGGUUGUCUCGAGUUUUAUACUUCAAAAUAAACGAAUUGGCCAAUUGCGAAACGCUGAUGAUUCGAAACUUUGGAGCAUUAGAAAGUUACAAGCGUAUAUUUUUCUUGUAAAAAAACGUACACCUACCCUGACAAAUGAAAGUAAUAGGAUACUUAGCAAGUACUACCUAUGUAAAAGGAAAGCGACAACUAAUGUUUCAUCUCGUACAACAAUAAGAUUAUUAGAAAGUUUGAUUCGCUUGGCUCAAUCACAUGCAAGAUUAAUGUUCCGUGAUAAAGUUACGAUUCAGGAUGCUAUAGUAGCGGUUUCAUUGGUCGAGUGUUCCAUGCAAGGUACUGCAAUAUUGGGAACAACUAAUGUUCUUCUCACCCGUUUUCCCAAUGACUGUAGAGAAGAGUACAUAAAACAAGCUGAAAUGGUACUGAAUGCUUUGGACCUACAAGACAUGCGCGAUAUGAUUGUAAAUUGAUUCUAUGUGGAAAAAUAUUCUUUUGAAUAAGUAAUAUGGUCAGUCUACAAAUGAAGGAGUGACAAAGGAAAAUUUUUUUUCUAGAAGUCAAACUCCGAGUAAAUAUUGAAUUCAAGGGUUUUAUUUUUAUUUCAAUGUAUAAACAUUCAAUAUAUAUAUACUAUUUACCAAACAAAAUUAUACAUACGUAGAAUAAGAAAAUCAAGCGUUUAGGUCUUUAAAACAUUGAACGUAAAACUUUCUCGGGAUUUUGAAAGAAAGAUUGGGUUUGUUUGUUUCAUGUAUCAUAUAAUAACUAGAAGUGUUAUUUUUGUAUGGAUGCCACAGCGGUCAUAUAAUGUCUAUAUGAUGGUCCAUAUGUAUAUACGAAUUGACCACUAAUAAAGGUAAUGUUUUGUCUAUCUAUCUUUCUA
This is a messenger RNA of Xenia sp. Carnegie-2017, 2667 nucleotides long. RefSeq names its product DNA helicase MCM9-like. Gene Ontology annotation, molecular function: ATP binding; ATP hydrolysis activity; single-stranded DNA helicase activity. The record is from RefSeq and is a predicted model, not a curated record. The coding region runs from base 299 to 2254 and encodes 651 amino acids. Gene Ontology annotation, cellular component: nucleus; MCM complex. The transcript is spliced from 8 exons. NCBI's taxonomy places the organism in Eukaryota, Metazoa, Cnidaria, Anthozoa, Malacalcyonacea, Xeniidae. Gene Ontology annotation, biological process: double-strand break repair via homologous recombination.